AGUCACUCAAUAUAAAGGUACUUUAUCAUAUUGUAUUCAGAGGAAACAAAAUUCAUUGAACAUUUGCAAAAUCAUCACAGGAAAAAGCCAUGGCUCAAGCAAUGUUGCUAACUGCUAGUGUCCCUUCUAGCCAUGCAGGUGACCUCAAGAGAUCAGAGCCAUUGCUUCAAAGGAUUAGACCAAAACCAAUCUCUCAUUUGUUCUUUUCCCCUCUUCCCACUUCAUCUUCCUCUUCAUAUUGCCCUCUUACAACCGUUGCAGUCUUCAAGUCAAAAACCAAGGCUCCUGCCAAGAAGCCUGCAGCUGCUACCAAGCCAAAGGAAAAAGUUGAGGAUGGGAUUUUUGGCACUUCUGGUGGAAUUGGAUUCACCAAGGAAAAUGAACUAUUUGUGGGUCGUGUCGCUAUGCUUGGAUUUGCUGCAUCCAUAUUGGGAGAAGCUAUAACAGGGAAAGGAAUUUUGGCACAACUGAACUUGGAAACUGGGAUUCCAAUUUAUGAGGCUGAGCCUCUUCUUCUGUUCUUCAUCCUCUUUAAUCUACUUGGAGCAAUAGGAGCUUUGGGUGACAGAGGUCGUUUUGUGGAUGAUGCUCCUGGAAUUGAGGGAGCCGUUGUUCCUCCUGGCAAAGGGUUGAGGAGUGCAUUAGGGCUCCGUGAAGGAGGUCCUCUAUUUGGAUUCACCAAAGCAAAUGAGCUUUUUGUUGGAAGAUUAGCCCAGCUGGGCAUUGCUUUCUCUAUAAUUGGUGAAAUCAUUACAGGGAAAGGAGCUUUGGCACAACUCAAUAUAGAGACUGGUGUUCCAAUUACUGAAAUUGAACCCCUAAUUAUAUUCAAUGUUGUCUUUUUCUUCGUUGCAGCAAUAAAUCCAGGAACAGGGAAAUUCGUGACUGAUGAGGAAGAUGCAUAACUGGAUUUAGAAUUGUGUAACAACUUUUAUAUAAGGAACCUGAGUUCUUUUUCUUCAUUAUAUAUAAAUAUAGAUGUGUUGUAUAGCCGUUGUUAACUUCAAUGGUAGGGAUCAAACUAGUUUCCUUGAGUGUGCACAUGGCAUGAAUGAUUUCAGUCAGAUUGUCAGGGAUAAAUUAACUAUUGUGGCUUCCAAUUUUAGGCUUGAUUAUCAAGAUCAAAAAAAUUCCAUCACUGAUGUUCUGUUGAA
Messenger RNA from Coffea eugenioides, 1154 nucleotides. RefSeq names its product photosystem II 22 kDa protein, chloroplastic-like. The record is from RefSeq and is a predicted model, not a curated record. Bases 90 to 905 code for a protein of 271 amino acids. The transcript has 4 exons. Lineage: Eukaryota; Viridiplantae; Streptophyta; Magnoliopsida; Gentianales; Rubiaceae.